UCUUGCUAGCAACGCCUCCAGUCAGGACGCUUUCGGCGGGUUCCGUUAAAAUGGCUGUUACUGAGAGUGAAAACCCAAAGCAAGAACAAUCGUAGUGGGUACAACUGCAUCCAGUAGUAUCGCUGGUGUCUGAUAAGGAAAACUAAAGACUGCAACGCAAUGGCUGCCCUCGAUCAAAAGUCCCCCAACGUCCUUCUCCAAAGUCUUUGCUGCAGGAUCACUGGAAAGAGCGAAGCUGAAGUAGCCCACCAGUUCCAGUAUGCUGUGAGAGUCGUCGGGAGUAACUAUGCUCCCACCAUUGAGAGGGAUGAGUUCCUAGUGUCAGAGAAGAUCAAAAAAGAACUGCUGAAGCAGAGGAGAGAGGGUGACGCUGCCCUGUUCUCUGAGCUCCACAGAAAGCUGCAGACUCAGGGGGUGCUGAAACACAGGUGGUCCGUCUUAUACCUGCUGCUCAGUCUAUGUGAGGACCCCAGGAAACCGUCCAGGGUUGGCAGCUAUGGGGCGCUGUUUGCCCAGGCCCUCCCCAGGGACGCCCACUCCACCCCGUUCUACUGCACUCGGCCCGGGAGCCUGCCCCUCAGCUACCCCGAGCGCUCGGGGCCCGGGGGCUCCCAGAUCUCCACCAGCAUGGGCACCAGUGGCAUCAGCAGCCUGGGGGUGUACUCCCUCAACGGGCCCACACCCACCCCUCAGCCCCUGCUGGCUGGACAUCCACCCCAGACAGCAGGGCAGCAGCUGGGCUCUCGGCUGGCGUGGGCCCUCCCCAACACCUCCGCCCCAGCACCUACCUCACGGGCCCCGCUCGGCCCCCCACCCCUGUCCACCCGGGCCCCCAGGCCACGCCAUGACGGGGACCUCACUGCGGAGGUUGGUGAGGCUGCACUGGUCAGAGACAUCCUGUAUGUCUUCCAGGGUAUCGACGGCAAGUUCAUUAAGAUGAGCAACACAGACAACUGCUACAAGAUGGACUCCAAGGUGGUGGUGUGUAAGUCUCUGAGGGACACCAGUAGCCGAUUGGCUGAGCUGGGCUGGCUCCACAACAAGAUCAGGAAGUACACUGACUCUCGCAGUCUGGACCGAGCCUUUGGCCUGGUGGGACAGAGCUUCUGUGCCUCCCUGCAUCAGGAACUGAAGGAGUACUACAGACUUCUGGCAGUGCUGCACUCACAGUUGCAGGUGGAGGAUGACCAGGGAGUGAACCUGGGAGUGGAGAGCAGUCUGACCCUCAGACGUCUCCUAGUCUGGACCUACGACCCGAAAGUCCGCCUCAAAACCCUGGCUGCCCUCGUUGACUUCUGCCAAGGGAGGAAGGGAGGGGAACUGGCGUCAGCGGUCCAUGCCUAUGGGAAGACAGGGGACCCUCAGAUGAGAGCUCUGGUGCAGCACAUCCUCAGCCUGGUGUCACAUCCCAUCCUCAACUUCCUCUACCGCUGGAUCUACGACGGAGAGCUGGAGGACACUUACCAUGAGUUCUUUGUGGCGUCUGAUCCCACGGUGAAGACAGACAGACUGUGGCACGACAAGUACUCACUGAGGAAGUCCAUGAUACCCACCUUCAUCACCAUGGACCAGGCCCGCAAGGUUCUGCUCAUUGGAAAGUCCAUUAACUUCCUGCAUCAGGUGUGCCAUGACAGAACCUCACCAGGGAAAAUCACCCCGGCCUCCAAGUCUACAGACUCCCCCAAAGAUGCUGCAGAGCUGUUAUCAGACCUGGAGGGGGCGUUCCAGGGGAAGAUAGAUGCAGCCUACUUUGAAACCAGCAAGUACCUGCUGAAUGUGCUCAACCAGAACUAUCUGCUGCUGGAGCACCUGCAGGCCAUGAGACGAUACCUGCUGCUGGGCCAGGGAGACUUCAUACGCCACCUCAUGGACCUGCUAAAACCAGAGCUGGCCCGCCCAGCCACCACUCUGUACCAACACAACCUGACAGGCAUCCUGGAGACAGCCGUGAGGGCCACCAACGCCCAGUAUGACAACGCUGAGAUCCUCAAGAGACUGGACGUACGCCUGCUGGAGGUGUCUCCCGGAGAUACGGGCUGGGAUGUCUUCAGUUUAGACUACCACGUAGAGGGUCCUAUCGCCACGGUGUUCACACGGGAGUGCAUGAGCCACUACCUGCGGGUGUUCAACUUCCUGUGGCGAGCCAAGCGUAUGGAGUACAUCCUCACCGACAUCUGGAAGGGACAGAUGUGCAACGCCAAGCUGCUUAAGAGCAUGCCAGAGCUGUCUGGCGUGCUGCACCAGUGCCACAUCCUGGCCAAUGAGAUGGUCCACUUCAUCCACCAGAUGCAGUACUACAUCACCUUCGAGGUGCUAGAGUGUUGUUGGGAUGAGUUGUGGAACAAGGUAGAGAAGGCCCAGGAUCUAGACCACAUCAUCGCUGCCCACGAAAGAUUCUUAGACUCUGUCAUCUCCCGCUGCCUCCUGGACACCAACAGCAGGUCCUUGUUGAACCAGCUGAGAGCGAUCUUUGACCAGAUCAUAGAGUUCCAGAGUGCCCAGGACUCUCUGUACCGCUCUGCCCUGGAGGAACUCGCCCUGCGGCUGCAGUACGAGGAGCGGAAGAAGCAGAGGGAUUCUGAGGGUGAGUGGGGCGUGACUGCUGAAGAGGAGGCAGAGGAGAACAGGAGGAUCCAAGAGUUCCAGGAGACCAUACCAAAAAUGCGCUCUCAGCUACGGAUACUAACACACUUCUACCAGGGCAUAGUGCAGCAGUUCCUGGUGCUGAUAAUGACUAGUCCAGAUGAGAGCCUGCGCUUCCUCAGCUUCAGACUGGACUUCAACGAGCACUACCGGGCCAGAGACCCCCGUCUGAGGGCCUCGCUGGGGACCACCAGGGGCCGACGGCCCUCCAACAUCUGACCUGACGCACACCACCAUGUCACAACAUGGGGACAGAGAGCCACACAGAAUCUGCCUUGAUAGUAUUUAUAUAUGACAUGAAGAUGACAUUAAAUUCGGGCUAGAUGGAAUCUGUUGUGAUGACAUCACAAUAGAACCAGACAGAACAUUGACAUCACAAAAGAGCCAGACAGAAUCUGUUGUGAUGACAUCAUAAUAGAGCCAGGUGGAGAUGAUGCCGCAUUCAAAACAACGAGGAACUCUGAAAUCUCUGACUUCAUUGUGUUCAAAACAACUGGGAACUCUGUAAAAAAAAAACAAGCUCCAACUUGGAAAACCCAUUUUGAGCGGUCAUCCAACUCGGAAUUCCAAGUCGGGAACUCGGGGCAUCUUUCCAGAGCUCUGACAUUCCGACCUGAUGAUCACUGACGUCAUGAUUUGACAUAGUUUUUAUCUGAAUUCCCAGUUGUCUUGAACGCAGAAUAAGAGGAUGAUGUAGUGGUGACUUCACAGAUUCCAUUUGUCCCUGCAUUUUAACACCUCAAGACAAAUAGGGCUAACUGGGAUUCAUUUCACUAUGACAUAAACAAACAGAACAUUUUGAAACCCUGCCUCCUCCCCAAUGUCAUUGGCAAAUUACUCACACAAACAAACACACACGCUCAAUUCACCAUACACACACACACAUCCACGUUUCCCACUCUUCACAGUCCCCUCUUGGGAGGUGUGGUUUUAGAAGCCUGUCAUUUUAGUAGUCUGCCUCCAGCCUCCAGCUGUUUUCACCCUCACCUCUUUGAGGUGUCUGAUAGGCUACCAUCACCGUGUGAAUUUCAUAUUGUACAUUUGAUAAUGAACAGAAUGUCUUGAUUUGAUUGGUUUGUUUAGAUGUUCUGUGAAUAUUUUUUUUUGUUUUUCUUACUGACGUUUGUUUAUUUUUCAUACCAGUGUCUUAAAGUCUGCGGUGUGUUUUUAUAACUGUUAAUAAACACUUAUAGCUGUUUAACAACUGUGUUAUGGAACCAACACAGCAGGCUCCCACCCACCUCUCUAAAGAGAUUCAAGAACAAUGCCCACAGCCCCUAAGGCUAAAAGACGGACAGACGUUAGGAUUUUAUAGGUGUUUUGUAUUAUUUAACUGGGUUUCUCUUGAUUCUCCUUGCAGACUAUGGCCUCUGUUCUGCAUGUCAAACUGUCAUGUUGAACCAGCUCAAUUCCUUAAUUGUACAAGACAGAUUUGUCAAAAGUGUUGCACCCAACUUAUGCCACUUUUCUCUUCUGACCACUCAGACAAACCUGGGAAAAUACUUUUGUCAUACUGCGACAUUAAACCUUGAAGAAGCUACAAGUGGAAUGGUGACAUAACUAGCCAUUCAAAACCCCCCUAUGAUGGACUAUACACCCGAAUACUACAGUAUCUCAAUAGUCAGAGGUGGCUUCCUCACCUCCCUUCCCUUUUCACUGAUCCGAAAGCGAUAUGCAAGAUGCUUACCAGGACUUGCUUUCAUUCACCUGUCAGCAGAGCAGGUGAAUGAAAGGAGGCAAGGAAGCUAUUGGAUGCGUCCUAAAUGGCACCAUACAAAAUAGGGUGCCAUUAGAGAUGCACCCUUUAGUGUUUUAACCUCUCCCAGCAGGCUCCCCUGUCUUUCUGUCCAAUCACAAGUUCUCAUCGGGGCGUGCCAAGAGAAGAUGCUACUGCAAGACCUCUGUCUGUAAAUCCUGUCCAUUGUAUAGCACAGAUGUAUAGAAAUGACAUGCCAUGGACACAAACAUCCUGUCAUCUCUUUAAUAAUAAAGUCAAGUUUUUUACACUUUG
Molecule: messenger RNA, 4654 nt
Organism: Oncorhynchus masou masou (cherry salmon)
Lineage: Eukaryota; Metazoa; Chordata; Actinopteri; Salmoniformes; Salmonidae
Product: gamma-tubulin complex component 3 homolog
Exons: 21
Coding region: 160-2862 (900 amino acids)
Biological process (GO): meiotic cell cycle; cytoplasmic microtubule organization; mitotic cell cycle
Cellular component (GO): centrosome; equatorial microtubule organizing center; gamma-tubulin complex
Molecular function (GO): gamma-tubulin binding; microtubule minus-end binding
Source: RefSeq, a predicted model, not a curated record